CCCCUCGGGGCGUGUCCCGCCUGUGGACCCGGGACGGCCCUCUCUCCCCCCCCCCCCCCCGUCUGCGCUGUCGAGGGGAGCGGGCUGGGACAAGCUGCCUGCUGGGUGGCAGCGAAGGGCUGGGCGCCCGCCCUCCUGUGGGCUGCCGGAGCCAGGCACCUGCUCCGGGGGCCCAGUGUGUGUGUAUGGGGGAGACACGACACGACUUUUCUUCGCAUCCUUCCCUCACCGGGGAAGGCGUCCCCCGGCUCCCGGGAGCCGGUGUCUGCAGGCCGCCGCCGGGGCAGGCUGGACGUGUGAGGAGAGCUGCGCGUGGGGGCCGCCAUGGCUGCCCCCGGUCUGGCGGUGAGGAGCAGCUGAUCAUGGUGGAACUAUCAGGAAUUAUUGAUUCAGACUUCUUAGAAAAAUGUGAAAACAAAUGCAAGAUUUUGGGAAUAGAGACAGAGAGGCCCAUUUUACAAGUGGACAGAUAUGUAUUUGCAGGAGAAUAUGAAGAUACCUUGGGAACCUGUGUGGUUUUUGAAGAAAGCACAGAGCACGUAGAUGCAGAAGGCAACCAAAAAGUACAGCUGAAAUACAAGUGCCACACAAUGAAGAAGUUGAACAUGACACGGACACUUUUGACAGAGAAGAAGGAAGGAGAAGAGAAUGUUGGUGGAGUGGAGUGGUUACAGAUCAAGGACAGAGAUUUUUCCUACAGCAGGCCUAAUACGAUUUGCAGCUUUCUGCGUGAAAAAGAAGAUUCUGAAGAGUCAGCUCAGGCCCAGGACAAAUUGACUGAAGAGUCAGAGGGAGAGGUGAGUGGUGGAGGAAAUUCUGACAUGAAUUGUGACCUGGAGAAACAGCAUGGCUUGGAAAUAGAUGCCUCUAUUCCUCUGCCUGACAGCCCUGCUUCUGGGGCAGAGGAUUCUCCUUCUGGAAGUGUUGCCUUAGAUGAUGCCCCUCCAUGAUAUCAGCUCUGAUCUUUUCAGGAUUUCUAUAUGGAGUUAAUGGGCCAACUUUUAAAUGCCAACUUUUAUAGGCCAUGAUGUAAUUUCCAAUUUAUCUGAGCAAUUAAUAGUGGGGAAAAAUGGACAUUAUGUUCUUGUGCAUUGCUUUUAUGUUUGGAUUAUAGUGGGGAGGGCUGCAGUGUUUUUUUUAUAAAUGCUGAUUGGAAAUGUGUGUGUAUCUGCCUCAAAAUUGAAUUAUUUGAAUAAUUUAAAAAACCCUACCUUAGAAAAAUGUUGAUGUAUUGUACAGUCUGGGACAUUUUGUAAAAAGAAAAAAAAAAUCGUUGUUUAAAAUAAAAUUCUGAAUUUUUCAA
Molecule: messenger RNA, 1303 nt
Organism: Grus americana (Whooping crane)
Lineage: Eukaryota; Metazoa; Chordata; Aves; Gruiformes; Gruidae
Gene: GTF3C6
Product: general transcription factor IIIC subunit 6
Exons: 6
Coding region: 186-950 (254 amino acids)
Biological process (GO): transcription by RNA polymerase III
Cellular component (GO): transcription factor TFIIIC complex
Source: RefSeq, a predicted model, not a curated record